AUGGAGAUUCGUAUCUUCUCCGAUUUGGUAAACAAAGCAAGGGUGGUUGAGGAGUAUGCCAAGAUAGUGGCGGCAUCCAAGGAGACUCAUGGAGGAAAUUCUAGCAAGGGACGUGGCAAGUAUUUCCAUCCUAGGGGUCCAAGCUUCAAAAGAGGGGGAUAUGCGCCUCAAGGGCAAGGAAGCUUCAGAAAGAACACUCAUGACCAGUUUCAGCGUGGCAGAGGAAGAGGAAAUCAUAGUAAGAAUUCUCCGGAUUCGGCUUGUGUGCGUUGUGGACGUUUUCACCCGUAUGACUCAUGCAAGAUUGGUUUAGGUGGUUGCUUCAACUGUGGAUUACCUGGUCCUAUUGCAAAGAACUGCACGCGUGGGAAGAACCCGAAUGCGGGUCAAGGUCAACAUCAGGGGCGAGUCUUUGCUGUGAAUGCCAAGGAUGCUUCCAAGGUGGAUCCGUUGAUGAGAGGUAUAUGUCUUAUUGGUGAUAAAACGAUAAUUGCAUUGUAUGAUACUGGAGCAUCGCAUUCAUUUAUUUCGUUUGCUAAGGUGGAGGAACUAGGCUUGAAAGUGUCAGAGUUACCUUUUGAUCUGCAUAUGAUUUUGGAGUUUGAUUGGUUGUCAAAGAAUCAGGUUUUGUUAGAUUGCUUCGAGCGGUCAAUUCAGUUUAUGCCGGAAGGAGAGAAAGGAGUAGUGAUAGCUGAAAACUUAGAUCAGAUCCCGGUGGUUAGAGACUUUCAGGAGGUAUUUCCGGAGGAUAUUCCUGAAUUUCCACCUCAAAGGGAGAUUGAGUUUGCGAUUGAAUUGGUGCCAGGAGCCAGACCAGUGUCGAUUGCACCGUAUAGAAUGGCUCCGAUAGAGUUGGCAGAGUUAAAGAUUCAGUUGGAGGAGCUUUUGAAUAAGAGGUUCAUUCGACCGAGUGUAUCACCGUGGGAGCGCUAG
Messenger RNA from Arachis ipaensis, 933 nucleotides. RefSeq lists its product as uncharacterized. Lineage: Eukaryota; Viridiplantae; Streptophyta; Magnoliopsida; Fabales; Fabaceae. The record is from RefSeq and is a predicted model, not a curated record.